AUGGCAGCAAAUGAUCCGGUUGAUGCGGAACUGUUGAAGAAGGCCGAAGAAGAGAAAGAAGAAGAGAAGACCUUAAAAGAGUUGAAGUUCUAUCAUGGCUAUCUACCACGUGAAGAUUUGCUGUUUGUAUUAAAAAACGAGGGAGAUUAUCUUUUACGUGUCAGCGAAGUUGGAAGCGGGGACAAAACAGUGGAACCUGACAUGAUGAACAAAAGAGCUAUCAUACUUUCUGUUCUAGUAGACGUCCACCUUCCGCCGAGGCUGCAUCUCCAGUAUUGGCAUCCCCCACCCCCCAACCGGGAA
Ostertagia ostertagi is the source of this 303-nucleotide messenger RNA. The record is from the annotation of a GenBank genome assembly. Lineage: Eukaryota; Metazoa; Nematoda; Chromadorea; Rhabditida; Trichostrongylidae.